CCCUUCAGCUGCUGGCACCUUUUGCCGGGAAAAUAUGGUGCAGCAUUUUCAGUGCUACUAGUUUAAUUAACCUGCUGAUGAGGUUCAAAAGCAGAGAGACUGGAAUUCUGGUUGAUGAGAUUGUGGUCUGCCCGGUUUCCUGGUCCUCCUGGCUGCAAGAUCCUUGUGUGCGGGUGUCCCCUCCAGUGGAGAACAGAGAGCGUGAGUGUGGCUCACACUCUCCCCUAGCAGGAAGGCCAGUAUAUCUCUGCCUUGGCUUGUCUGAUUCAAGAGUGCCUGGUGAAGAAUGUGAUGGGAUCACUAGCAUGUCUGCGGAGAGCGGCCCUGGGACGAGAUUGAGAAAUCUGCCAGUAAUGGGGGAUGGACUAGAAACUUCCCAAAUGUCUACAACGCAGGCCCAGGCCCAACCUCAGCCAGCCAACGCAGCCAGCACCAACCCCCCGCCCCCGGAGACCUCCAACCCUAACAAGCCCAAGAGGCAGACCAACCAACUGCAAUACCUGCUCAGAGUGGUGCUCAAGACACUAUGGAAACACCAGUUUGCGUGGCCUUUCCAGCAGCCUGUGGAUGCCGUCAAGCUGAACCUCCCUGAUUACUAUAAGAUCAUUAAAACACCUAUGGAUAUGGGAACAAUAAAGAAGCGCUUGGAAAACAACUAUUACUGGAAUGCUCAGGAAUGUAUCCAGGACUUCAACACUAUGUUUACAAAUUGUUACAUCUACAACAAGCCUGGAGAUGACAUAGUCUUAAUGGCAGAAGCUCUGGAAAAGCUCUUCUUGCAAAAAAUAAAUGAACUACCCACAGAAGAAACCGAGAUCAUGAUAGUCCAGGCAAAAGGAAGAGGACGUGGGAGGAAAGAAGCAGGGACAGCAAAACCUGGCGUUUCCACGGUACCAAACACAACUCAAGCAUCAACUCCUCCGCAGACCCAGACCCCUCAGCCGAAUCCUCCUCCUGUGCAGGCCACGCCUCACCCCUUCCCUGCCGUCACCCCAGACCUCAUCGUCCAGACCCCUGUCAUGACAGUGGUGCCUCCCCAGCCACUGCAGACACCCCCGCCGGUGCCCCCCCAGCCACAACCCCCACCCGCUCCAGCUCCCCAGCCUGUACAGAGCCACCCACCUAUCAUCGCAGCCACCCCACAGCCUGUGAAGACAAAGAAAGGAGUGAAGAGGAAAGCAGACACCACCACCCCCACCACCAUCGACCCCAUUCACGAGCCACCCUCACUGCCCCCGGAGCCCAAGACCACCAAGCUGGGCCAGCGGCGGGAGAGCAGCCGGCCUGUGAAACCUCCAAAGAAGGACGUGCCCGACUCUCAGCAGCACCCAGCACCAGAGAAGAGCAGCAAGGUCUCAGAGCAGCUCAAGUGCUGCAGCGGCAUCCUCAAGGAGAUGUUUGCCAAGAAGCACGCCGCCUAUGCCUGGCCCUUCUACAAGCCUGUGGACGUGGAGGCGCUGGGCCUGCACGACUACUGUGACAUCAUCAAGCACCCCAUGGACAUGAGCACAAUCAAGUCUAAACUGGAGGCCCGUGAGUACCGUGAUGCUCAGGAGUUUGGUGCUGACGUCCGAUUGAUGUUCUCCAACUGCUAUAAGUACAACCCUCCUGACCACGAGGUGGUGGCCAUGGCCCGCAAGCUCCAGGAUGUGUUCGAAAUGCGCUUUGCCAAGAUGCCAGAUGAGCCUGAGGAACCAGUGGUGGCCGUGUCCUCCCCGGCAGUGCCCCCUCCCACCAAGGUUGUGGCCCCGCCCUCGUCCAGCGACAGCAGCAGCGAUAGCUCCUCGGACAGUGACAGUUCGACUGAUGACUCUGAGGAGGAGCGAGCCCAGCGGCUAGCUGAGCUCCAGGAGCAGCUCAAAGCCGUGCACGAGCAGCUUGCAGCCCUCUCUCAGCCCCAGCAGAACAAACCAAAGAAAAAGGAGAAAGACAAGAAGGAAAAGAAAAAAGAAAAGCACAAAAGGAAAGAGGAAGUGGAAGAGAAUAAAAAAAGCAAAGCCAAGGAACCUCCUCCCAAAAAGACAAAGAAAAAUAAUAGCAGCAACAGCAGUGCGAGCAAGAAGGAGCCAGCGCCCAUGAAGAGCAAGCCCCCUCCCACGUAUGAGUCGGAGGAAGAGGACAAGUGCAAGCCUAUGUCCUAUGAGGAGAAGCGGCAGCUCAGCCUGGACAUCAACAAGCUCCCCGGCGAGAAGCUGGGCCGCGUGGUGCACAUCAUCCAGUCACGGGAGCCCUCGCUGAAGAACUCCAACCCCGAUGAGAUUGAGAUCGACUUUGAGACCUUGAAGCCGUCCACACUGCGUGAGCUGGAGCGCUAUGUCACCUCCUGUUUGCGGAAGAAAAGGAAACCUCAAGCUGAGAAAGUUGAUGUGAUUGCCGGCUCCUCCAAGAUGAAGGGCUUCUCAUCCUCAGAGUCGGAGAGCUCCAGUGAGUCCAGCUCCUCUGACAGCGAAGACUCCGAAACAGAGAUGGCUCCGAAGUCAAAAAAGAAGGGGCACCCCGGGAGGGAGCAGAAGAAGCACCAUCAUCACCACCAUCAGCAGAUGCAGCAGGCCCCGGCUCCUGUGCCCCAGCAGCCGCCCCCGCCUCCCCAGCAGCCCCCACCGCCUCCACCUCCGCAGCAGCAACAGCAGCCGCCGCCCCCACCUCCCCCACCAUCCAUGCCUCAGCAGGCAGCCCCGGCGAUGAAGUCCUCGCCCCCACCCUUCAUUGCCACCCAGGUGCCCGUCCUGGAGCCCCAGCUCCCAGGCAGCGUCUUUGACCCCAUUGGCCACUUCACCCAGCCCAUCCUGCACCUGCCGCAGCCCGAGCUGCCCCCUCACCUGCCCCAGCCGCCUGAGCACAGCACUCCACCUCAUCUCAACCAGCACGCGGUGGUCUCUCCUCCAGCUUUGCACAACGCACUGCCCCAGCAGCCAUCACGGCCCAGCAACCGAGCCGCUGCCCUGCCUCCCAAGCCCGCCCGGCCCCCAGCCGUGUCACCAGCGUUGACCCAACCACCCCUGCUCCCACAGCCCCCCAUGGCCCAACCGCCCCAAGUAUUGCUGGAGGAUGAAGAGCCACCUGCCCCACCCCUCACCUCCAUGCAGAUGCAGCUGUACCUGCAGCAACUGCAGAAGGUGCAGCCCCCUACGCCGCUACUCCCUUCCGUGAAGGUGCAGUCCCAGCCCCCCUCCCAGGGCCAGCAGCCCCCCCACCAGCCCCCAGGCCAGCAGCCACCCCCACCGCAGCCUGCCAAGCCUCAGCAAGUCAUCCAGCACCACCAUUCACCCCGGCACCACAAGUCGGACCCCUACUCAACCGGUCACCUCCGCGAAGCCCCCUCCCCGCUUAUGAUACAUUCCCCCCAGAUGUCACAGUUCCAGAGCCUGACCCACCAGUCUCCACCCCAGCAAAACGUCCAGCCUAAGAAGCAGGAGCUGCGUGCAGCCUCCGUGGUCCAGCCCCAGCCCCUGGUGGUGGUGAAGGAGGAGAAGAUCCACUCACCCAUCAUCCGCAGUGAGCCCUUCAGCCCCUCGCUGCGGCCGGAACCCCCCAAGCACCCGGAGAGCAUCAAGGCCCCCGUCCAUCUGCCCCAGCGGCCGGAGAUGAAGCCUGUGGAUGUCGGGAGGCCUGUGAUCCGGCCCCCCGAGCAGAACGCACCGCCACCGGGGGCCCCUGACAAGGACAAACAAAAACAGGAGCCGAAGACUCCGGUUGCACCCAAAAAGGACCUGAAAAUCAAGAACAUGGGCUCCUGGGCCAGCCUAGUGCAGAAGCAUCCAACAACCCCCUCCUCCACAGCCAAGUCAUCCAGCGACAGCUUUGAGCAGUUCCGCCGUGCUGCUCGGGAGAAGGAGGAGCGUGAGAAGGCCCUGAAGGCUCAGGCUGAGCACGCUGAGAAGGAGAAGGAGCGGCUGCGGCAGGAGCGCAUGAGGAGCCGAGAGGAUGAGGAUGCGCUGGAGCAGGCCCGGCGGGCCCAUGAAGAGGCUCGCCGGCGCCAGGAGCAGCAGCAGCAGCAGCAGCAGCGCCAGGAGCAGCAGCAGCAGCAGCAACAACAAGCGGCUGCAGUGGCUGCCGCUGCCACCCCCCAGGCCCAGAGCUCCCAGCCCCAGUCCAUGCUGGACCAGCAGAGGGAGUUGGCCCGGAAGCGGGAGCAGGAGCGAAGACGCCGGGAAGCCAUGGCAGCUACCAUUGACAUGAAUUUCCAGAGUGAUCUAUUGUCAAUAUUUGAAGAAAAUCUUUUCUGAGCGCACCUAGGUGGCUUUUGACUUUGAUUUUCUGGCAAAACAUUGACUUUCCAUAGUGUUAGGGGCGGCGGUGGAGGUGGGAGCAGCGGCCAGGGGAUGCCUCAGGGCCUGGCCCUCCUGCAUGCUAUGCCCGGGGCAGGCCUGACGGGCAGCUGAGGAUUGCAGAGCCUAUCUGCCUUACGGCCGGUCGGACAGACGUCCCGCCACCCACCACCCCGCACAGGACGUCCGCUCAGCGCACGCCUUGUUACGAGCAAGUGCCGGCUGGACCCAAGCCCUGCAUCCCCACGUGCGGGGCAGAGGCCCUUCUCUCCGCCAAAUGUCUACACAGUAUACACAGGACAUCGUUGCUGCCGCCACCGUGACUGGUUUUCUGUCCCCAAGAACGUGACGUUCGUGACGUCCUGCCCGCCAGGAGUCCUUCCCCACACCCUAGCAAUCGCCGCCCGCUCCCAGGAGGCCAGGGCAGGCCCGCGUGGGCUGGAAGCGGGCGAGGCCAGCCCACCCCCUCGCUGGCACUGACUUUGCCUUGAACAGACCCCCCCGACCCUCCCCCACAAGCCUUUAAUUGAGAGCCGCUCUCUGUAAGUGUUUGCUUGUGCAAAAGGGAAUAGUGCCGUGGAGGUGUGUGUGUCCAUGGCAUCCGGAGCGAGGCGACUGUCCUGUGUGGGUAGCCCUCGGCCGGGGAGUGAGGCCGCCAACCAAAGUCAGUUCCUUCCCACCUGUGUUUUUUUUUUUUUUUUUUUUUUUUUUCCUAUAUAUAUUUUUUGUUGAAUUCUAUUUUAUUUUUAAUUCUCUCUUCUCCUCCAGACACAAUGGCACUGCUUAUCUCCGAAAUGGUGUGAUCGUCUCCUCAUUGAGCAGCGGCUGCCACCGCGCUGUGGGUAGUGUGUGACCGUGGCUGUACUGUAUAGUGAACAUAGUUGGCAUAUCUUUGUUUGAAGUUUGUUGGUGACUCCACCAAACUGGUGUAAAAAAAGAAAAAGCUCAAAAAAAUCCACAAAAAAGACAAAACACACAAAAAAAUCUGCCUAUAUUUUACUCAGUUUCAAACUUUAUUAGUCUAUUUUUAAUUAUAAAACCAGAAAGCUGCGAUUUCUUUUCCUUCCCCUCCCCCCCCACCCAUUUGUUGGCUUUUUUGUUUUUUAAUGUCAGAUCUGUUGAGUUGGGUUUUUUUGUUGUUGUUGGUUUUUUUUUUUUUUUUUUUUUUUUUACUGAGGAAGGGCCAAGGGAUGAGGUGGGCACCAGACCCUGGGGGCGCCACAGACUGAGACUCCCCCACCUGGCGCCCAGCCCUGACCAGCUGGCCGCUCCUGCCCAUGCUUUUUUUUUUUUUAAUUUUAUAAUUGGAGCCCUUGGUGAGGUUACGCGUGCCAUGAGAACCCACUCUACACCAUGACGCUGGUGCCUCAGUGUUGGCCAAACUCUGGAGUCACUGACUGGUUUGACUUUCAUACGGUGAAUAUGCAUUUGGUCUGUACUGAUCAUGGAAUAAACACAUCUCUCUUUUUU
Molecule: messenger RNA, 5738 nt
Organism: Mandrillus leucophaeus (drill)
Lineage: Eukaryota; Metazoa; Chordata; Mammalia; Primates; Cercopithecidae
Gene: BRD4
Product: bromodomain containing 4
Exons: 21
Coding region: 78-4226 (1382 amino acids)
Biological process (GO): chromatin remodeling; positive regulation of transcription elongation by RNA polymerase II
Cellular component (GO): nucleus; chromatin
Source: RefSeq, a predicted model, not a curated record